UACGGUGCUUUGAGUGCGCGUGUUCAAAUAAUAUGUGUAAAUACAAGAAAUAUCACAGUUAUUUCUAGCAAACUUUAUUUACCUGUAAUGUGUGCUCAAGACGUUUUGUUUAUAUUUUUUACUACAAUUAUCUUAGCUCUAGCUCAACCCCGACUGCCAUUUGCAUUUACGCGGGUAUUAGGUGGCGCGCCAACAACAAUUAGCCAAUAUCCAAUAUUGGCCCAACUACUACUAGACCCUUGGGCCACUAACCAGUACAGCCAACAUUGUGCAGGAGUUAUUUUGACUUCUCGACAUAUAAUUUCUACCGCUCAUUGUUUUCAAUACAAUGAAAAUACAGGAAGAAAUUACACAAAACCUUACCACUGGAAAGUGCGCGUAGGCUCAUCAUACCGAACUAGAGGUGGAAUAUUACAUAGGGUAAAAAAUAUAAUACCUCAUCCCUCAUUCGACAAGUAUUACUACAAUAAUGAUGUAGCAGUGCUAGUGGUGGCUACACCAAUCACGAUGACAAAGUUUGCAAGACAAGGCACUAUAACAAAACCUGGGACCGAUGUUGCUGCCAAUUCCUUAUGCACAUUAGCAGGAUGGGGUGCAACACAGCGCGGCGGACCACAACCAGAUCAACUGCAAUACACAGUGAUGGUAAUAAUAGACCAGCGAGAAUGUAUAAUGCGGUACAAUACAAUUGGAGCGGUUAUAGCAGAUUCUAUGUUCUGUGCUGGUAAUCUAGAAAUGGAUGGGAUAGACGGAUGUUAUGGUGACUCCGGGGGUCCCCUUAUAUACAAAGGAGUUGUUAUCGGCCUUGUGUCUUUCGGCUACGGCUGCGGACUUCGCUAUUAUCCCGGAGUUUACACUAAACUGUCCCAUUUUACAGAUUGGAUUAUUAAAACUAUUGCUACUUAUAAAUAAAUGAAGUG
This is a messenger RNA of Papilio machaon (common yellow swallowtail), 920 nucleotides long. Its product is annotated as trypsin CFT-1-like. Bases 88 to 912 code for a protein of 274 amino acids. The transcript has 4 exons. Gene Ontology annotation, biological process: proteolysis. Gene Ontology annotation, molecular function: serine-type endopeptidase activity. Lineage: Eukaryota; Metazoa; Arthropoda; Insecta; Lepidoptera; Papilionidae. The record is from RefSeq and is a predicted model, not a curated record.